This is a messenger RNA of Styela clava, 547 nucleotides long. The record is from RefSeq and is a predicted model, not a curated record. NCBI's taxonomy places the organism in Eukaryota, Metazoa, Chordata, Ascidiacea, Stolidobranchia, Styelidae.
GUUUAUAAUAUCGAGAUUACUACUCAUAUUUUUAAAGAAAAAAAAGUUUAUAGAACCGCUAUGGCAAGCUUGAAGCUUUACAUCAAGAUUGUUGCAUUAUGCUCCGUCUGUCUUAUCAGCGUAUCUUCAUUUGACCCUGACUCAGAGUUUAUAAGAACUCACAGUUGCAAAGUCAAUAAAACAGAAACAGUAGAUGAUGGAUUUGCUUCUUAUUACUUGCAUGAGGUUAAUUGUAUAAACUUAGAGCCAAGUUCUUUCCCAAGCGCCAUAUGUUCAUCCACAAGAUGUCGCGAACCUAUAAAUGGAAAACCUUUGUCUGGCAAAAGAUACGAACCAAAAGAAGUAUUGUUUAAACUACACUUUGACAGUCGUCUAAAUGGCAAAUUCACAAAAUCACUAACAAUUGCAUGCAGAUGUGUCAAAGUCGAAAAAUUGACUAAACGGCGAAAAGGAGGACGGGGCCGAAAAGGAGGAAAAGGCAAGGACAAGAAAUCUCGUCGAGGAAAAAAAGCAAGAAAAGCUCAUAGAACCUCAUAAUGCUUCAUUG